AUGCGAUACGACAGAGUUGCCUCUAGCGAGGAUGAGGAGAGUGUGAAACUUGAAGCGACAACACAAGUUUUGACACCCCCUCACCCGUACAUCAAGAGACGAUGUUACCAAGGAUGGCAUUUGCUGGGCUUGGCUGCGAUACAAAGUGUUGUGAUUGUGAUUCUGUUGAUCCUCGUUAUUGUUGUGGCAGAUCGAUCGUCGUCUCUACAGGAUGACCGGAGUACCACGAUGAUCUACGGACUUGAUAGGCCUUAUAUGUCCUUGAAUCAUACCUACGACCACUUAUGGAAUGAGACUUCUAAAUCUGGCUUGGUGUUCACAGAAGUGGAUGGAAACCGGGACGUCGGGGCAAUAGCUAUGUUGGAAUCCCAUCACUCUUUGCUAAGCAAUCUCACAACCAAGAAAUCUAACCCUAGAGCAGGUUUCAUCAACUUCAUUGUCUUGUUGCAAUGCGGGCAGCUAUGCAGAAUGCUUCUGAAGGGAAACAAAUCGGUAUUGAUCAGACGGAUGACCCCCACUGGCCACACUGUUUCGACUAUCUUAGAAAGGUGA
Messenger RNA from Penicillium odoratum, 552 nucleotides. RefSeq lists its product as uncharacterized. The record is from RefSeq and is a predicted model, not a curated record. The transcript has a single exon. Bases 1 to 552 code for a protein of 183 amino acids. NCBI's taxonomy places the organism in Eukaryota, Fungi, Ascomycota, Eurotiomycetes, Eurotiales, Aspergillaceae.